UGAAACCUAAAUUUAUAGUUUGAACUUUACUAGGAGCUAAAUAUAUGGUUAUUAGUAGAACAGUAGUCCAUACCAAACGGUAUAUUAAGUAUCAAUAUAAGAUUUAUAAAUAAUACCUACAAAAACACAAAUAAAUUCAUCAAUACAUGAUCCCAUUUUCAUUUCAGUCGCCAUUAUGAGUAACUAAUUAUGACAUUUUAGAUGUUUUACCAGCAGGUUUUACGUUUUUGCUCUUUGCGCAGAAAUUGGCGCAGUUCUUGUACAAGAAUCUGUGUCUGACUCAAAUUCUUGUAUCGUUUCUGAUAUUGUUUCUUGUAUCUGUGUAUGACACUAUGCAUUUUUUGACAUAUCAGAAAUGAUAUUAGAAAUGAUACAAGAAAAUGUAUAGUGUCAUACAGCCUUAAGGUUUUCGCUAGCCGCAAAUGGCCGCAAGUGCAUAUGACUAGCCCAGUCUCUCCUUAACAUGUCUCUGGACGGGUGUCUCUGUUCUGUUGUUGACAGUUGACAGUUUAUCUGUGGUGAUCUGUGAUGAAUUAAGAAAAAACCUAAAAACCAGUAGUUUUUUUGUUUUAAAAAACCAGUAUUUUUUUAGACCAGUUUCAUUUUAAGUGUAAAUAUAUUUCUGGAAUACAAAUCAAAUGGAAGUUAAACAAGAAGUUAUGGAAAAGACGUGUAAAAUAGAAAUAGUUAAUAAGGAGGUGCAUGAUGCUCAUCUAGAUACCUUUAAAACUGAGAUUAAGGAAGAACCCCACACAGAAAGUGCACAGAAUCCAUUCGAUAAUUUAAACUAUAAUAUAAUAUAUCCUUUAAAUACAGAAAUAAAAUAUGAUGAGGACAAACUGUGCCACCUUGAAGUAAAACAAACACAAGAAAGUUUCAUAUCUGAAGAUACACCAACUGAUGAAAACAACGAAUUCAAGAAUCGUAUUAUAAGUAACCAACCGAACCAAUGUACAUCUUACACCAAGAAGGUGAACGCUGUAGAAAAACCUUUUGCAUGUAAAUGCUGCAAUAAACAAUUUUCACGUAGUUCUAACUUAAAAGUUCACAUGAUAACGCACUUAAGAAUACCCUAUACCAACUAUGAGGAUAAACAAAUGUAUGUGUGUAAAAUAUGUUCAAAAGAAUAUCCACGUCGUUAUAACUUAAAAGUUCACAUGGUAACUCACGCUGGGGAAAAUCCUUUCGCAUGCGAAAUAUGUGCUAAACGGUUUUCACAAAAACGUCAUUUAAGAAAGCAUAUGUCAACACAUUAUCAAAAACGAUUUAAAUGUGAAAUAUGCUCUAAAGAGUUUACUAAAAGUUCUUCUUUAAAAGUUCACAUAAAAAAGCACGCUAAUGAGAAUACUUUUGCGUGUGAAGUGUGCACCAAACAGUUUACUAAAAGUUCUUCUUUAAAAGUACAUAUGAAAAUGCAUUCUGGGGAAAGUAAAUUUGAAUGUGAAAUAUGUACCAAACAGUUUUCACAAAAUACUCAUUUAAAAGACCAUAUGUCAACCCAUUCUCAAGAAAAACGAUUUAAAUGUGAAAUUUGUUGCAAACAGUUUUCACGCGGUUCUUCUUUAAAACGACAUAUAAAAAUGCACACUGAAGACGACCUUUUUGCUUGUAAAAUUUGUCCCAAAAAAUUUAUACGAGAGAGUAAUUUAAGAAAACAUUUGUGUGUACAUACAUUCUGGAAAUGUGAAAUAUGCACCGAACAGUUUACUCUUCUUUCUUCUUUAAAAUUACAUAUAAAUAUGCACACUAAAAAAAGUCAAUUCCGCAUUGAUUCUAGAAAAAAAGUAUAUAGGUACCUAUUGUUUUUCAGUUUAAUAACUAUGGAAUUCAAAGCUGAAAUUAAAGAAGAGCUGGCUGAAAAUAAUGAAAGAAGUCAGUUACCCACAUCAACAGAUAUUGGAAAUUUGAAAAAUGAACCAGAAGAUCAAUCAUCAAUGGUCAAAGGUGAAAUUAAGAAAGAAUUUUCUAAAGAUGACCAAGGACAUAUAGAGAGUCUACUAUUUACAUCUCCAGAUAUGAAAGAUUUGAACAAUGAACUACAUGCAGAUAAGUCAGGUUUUCCCCAAGCGAAUACAUCCGAAAUUAUGAAAACAUUCAUAUGUGAAAUUUGUUUUAAGCAAUGCACUCGAAAAGCUGACUUGAAAAGUCAUAUGAGAAUUCACACUGGAGAAAAACCUUACAAGUGUGAAAUUUGUUUUAAACUAUUUGCUCAUUCAAAUACUUUGAAGAACCAUAUGGUAUUGCACACUGGAGUAAAACCUUACAAGUGUGAAAUCUGUUUUAAGCCAUUUUCUCAUUCAACUACUUUGAAACAACAUAUGCUAUUGCACACUGGGGAAAAACCUUAUGAGUGUGAAAUUUGUUUCAAGCAGUUUUCUCGGCCAGGUCGUGUGAGUCGACAUAUUAGAUUGCACACUGGCGAAAAACCAUACAAGUGUGAAAUUUGUCUUAAGCGGUUUGUCCAAAAAAGCAAUUUACAAGAACAUAUGAGAACCCAUACUGGAGAAAAGCCAUACGAGUGUGAAGUUUGUUUUAAGAAAUUUACUGCAGCACAUUCUUUAAAAAGUCAUAAGAGAGCGCACACUGGGGAGAAACCUUACAAGUGUGAAAUUUGUUUGAAGCAAUUUUCUGUGGCAAACACUUUGAAACAACACAUGAGGUUACACACUGGACAAACACUUAAGGCACACAAGUGUGAAAUUUGUUUUAAGCAGUUUGUUAAGUCGAAUGCUUUGAAAGAACAUAUGAGAUUGCACACUGGGGAAAAACCAUACCAGUGUGAUAUUUGUUGUAAGCAGUUUAGUCAAAAUAGCAAAUUGAAAGAACAUAUGAGAAGGCAUACUGGAGAAAAGCCAUACAAGUGUGAAAUUUGUUUUAAGGAGUUUUCUCAUAGUUCCAAUUUGAAAAUACAUUUAGGAAAACAUGCUGGAAAUAAUCUUUAAGUAUAAAAUUUGUAAGUCUUUAAGUAUAAGUUUCUUAAUAAAAAAUCCUACAUAGAAAAUAGACACUUCCUUGUGAAGCACGGUACCGAGCACACUAGGAUAUGUCCUAGGCAAUUAUCCCGCAAGGUAGCGUCCUCGGGCCAAUUAUAUAUCUCUUAUAAACAGCGGACAUUCCAACAUCUAGAACAACUACAGUUGCAAAGUAUGCAGAUACUGCCAUUCUUGCAUCUCAUAUAGAUCCAUCAACAGCAUCAAGAAACCUUCAAUUAAAUUUAAAUAGAAUUCAGCAAUGGAUGAAAGUAUGUCGCAUCAAAUCUAAUGGAACUAAAUCAUUACAUUUAACAUUCACGCUACGUAGAAAAACCUGCCUCCCUGUAUAUAUUGAUAAUUUUUUUUUUCUUCAACAAACGCAAACAGCUUGGAUUCAAAUUCUCUGAUUAAAAAUUUUACUUUUUUUAAUUUUACUCUUACAUGUCCAUCCUCAAGCCCAUAUUAACUUAUGGGAUUCAGCUAUGGGGCACUGCCAGUGUCUCACUGUUAGACAAUUAAAUUUUCAUGACGUCUUUGAAGCGCUUAGACUAAAACGGCAAGUGCCGUCCGACUUGACCAAUUUAACGUAAUCGAGUGUAUUCAGACUAAUGCAAUUUGUAGAAUUGUAAAAAGGUUACUCAGUGGAGUAACUUUCUAUUUGUCUGUAUUUCUAACAAAACAAAUGCAUAAUGCCCAUGGGCAGAUUGUUGUACUCAAUGGAGUUAAUAAAAAAUAAUAAGUUUUUUAAAAAGUUAUAAGAACGCACACUGGAGAGAAACCUUACAAGUGUGAAAUUUGUUUGAAGCAAUUUUCUGUGUCAGGCGCUUUGAAACAACACAUGAGAUUUCACACGGAACAAAUACUUAAAGCGCACGUGUCAAAUUUGUUUUAGGCAGUUUGUUAAGUCGAAUGCUUUGAAAGAACAUAUGAGAUUGCACACUUGAGAAAAACCAUACCAGUGUGAAAUUUGUUUUAAGUAAUUUAGUCAAAAUAGUAAAUUGAAAGAACAUACAGUUGAGUCCGCGAGUCUUUACCCGUGCGUCAUCAUUUAAAGCAUACGAAAUAAGUCGGAAAUUUACUAAACGCAAGGUCAAGUGGAUAUUAUUCCGAUCGCGGGUUAUAGUAUAAAAUUUGACGUUAUCAAAUAAAUAGAAUGUCAAAUUUAAGUCUUGCUUUAAAAUUUUGGUGCAUAAUUACAGCUACAUUUGAAGUAGCUUAAUAAAUUAUUUUAUUAUCAUUGAUUAAUAAAUAAAUCAACAAUUUAUAAAAGAAUUCAAUACCAUAUUUUCUUUUUGUUAUUUUAUUCACUUUGGCUGAACCUUAAACACAAGCAUUCAACUGUGUCAACAAUGAGGUUAGCUUUGUACGUUGUCAAAAUUUAUCGUAAAAUAACAUAAACUUAUUACAAAAUUUCUAACUUCAAUAUAAAAUUAGUUGUGAAAUCAACUGUUUGUAUACUAUAAAAAACUUCAAAAUGCAAAAAUUCGACAAAAUAACAGCAAAAAUUCAACAAACUGACAGCCACAAAAGUAAACAAACCAAAACGUCAGAAAGGACAUCCUAAGUCUUGACGUCACAAAAUUGGGAGGAGCUUAUAUUUGGCUCCAAACAAUUUUGUUUAUAAUGUUAAACACUCAUAAGGAAUUUUUAAUUUAUUGUUUACGUGGUUUGUGUGACAAAAUAAGACUUUUCAUUUAGGUAUUUAGUUAAAGAAACGUGCCAAUUAAGAGAUUUGUAUUCGUUUUGGCCCAGGUGAGUUAAUUUAAUGCAAUGAUUAGAACGUAAACAGUGUUGAGGUUAUGUUUAUUUUCAAUCACUAAGGAAUAAAAACCACCUGAGCAAAAACGAAUAAAAAUUAACACGUUUCUUUAACGAAAUACGUAAAUGAAGUCUUAUUUUGCCACACAAAGCACAUAAAUGAAAAAUUCCUUAUGACCAUUUAACCUCACAAUCAAAAUUGUUUGGAGCCAAUAUAAGCUCCUCCCAAUUUUGUGACAUUUGUGACGUCAGACUUAGGCUGUCCAUUGUACUUAAAAUAUGUGAAGACAAUAUCCCCAAUUGUCUUUCUUUGUACCUAUCUCUUUUUAAUGCAGUGAGUCUACAUAGUUCAUAAAAAUAACAUAUGUUUUUACUUAAUAACAGGCGGCAGCUGGUUUGUCAUUAAUUUCAUGCUUGGAAGAGAAUGAUGCUAAAUAAAAAGUAUGUGUUUUAUCUCGCCAUGUAUUAAUGACGCACGGGUAAAGACUCGCGGACUCAACUGUAUGAGAAGGCAUUCUGGAGAAAAGCCAUACAAGUGUGAAAUUUGUUUUAAAGAGUUUUCUUAUAGUUGUAAUUUGAAAAUACGUUUAGGAAAACAUGCCGAAGAGAAUCCUUAGACUCUUGUUUUUAGAAGAGAAAUCCCGUAGCGAAAUAAAAAAGCGCCUGUGUGCUGUAAGCGGUGACUCUUCUCCUUCGAUGGAAACCGUCAAAAAAUAGUUUAACGAGUUUCAACGUGGUGGCAAGUCGGUUUUUGAUAAGUCACUCCCAGUUGCCUCGAAAAUGGCUACCACUGAGGAUAAAGUGAAAGAAAUCCACGAUCUCGUAUUGUUAGACCGCCGAAUGAAGGUGCGUGAAAUAGCCGAGACAGUAGGCAUCUCAAAAGAUCUCGUUGGUUAUAUUCUGCAUGAAAUUUUGGCCAUAAAAAAAGCUAUUCGCCGCAUUUUCUAACUUCGAACAAUAAACGCAACCAUGAGACCACUUCAGAGCAGUGUCUGAUGCUGUUUCAGCGUAAUCCAAAUGAGUUUCUACGUUAUUUCAUAACCGUCAACGAAACAUGGUUCCACUGGUAUACACCAGAGUCCAAGGAUGAGUCGAUACAGUGGACGUCACCCUACGAACGUGCUCCGAGGAGGGCGAAUAUUGUCCAAUCCACCGGAAAGGUGAUGACUGCCAUUUUCUGGGAUUCACAAGAUGUGAUUUAUAUCCAAUUCCAGGAAAAGGGCAAAACAAUCACAGAGCUUUACUAUGCCGCAUUAUUACCCCGAUUCAAUAUGAGCGGCCGUGGGUAACGGCAUAAACGCUGGCCUCAUACGCCAGUAGACGUGGGUUCGAUCCCUGCCAAAGACAAACCAUUUUCAUUUCCAAUAAUGACACGAGCCGUCUCACCGUGCCUCGGAGAGUACGUUAAGCCGUCGGUCCCCCUGGGCUAGUGUACAUCGACACUAGUUACUUGAAACAGGGUUAAAGAUGUAAUUGGCGCUGGAACUAUCCGAAAGGAUCUCCCCGGCAAAAAUGCCAUACGAUAUUAUUAUUAUUACCCCGAUUCAACGCGACUUUCAGCAAAAACAGCCUCAAUUGGAGAAGGAAAAAUACUGUUCCACUAUGACAACGCUCUGGCUCACACCUCCGCAGGCUGAGCAUCGCUGGGUCAAGUGUAUCGAGCUAAAAGGAGACUACGUUCAGAAAUAAAUUGCCAUUCUUCCAAAAUUUUCGUUUUUCUUUUGAAGGCUAAGUACUUAUCAGACCGCCCUAGUAGUGAUCUGCAGACGUACCUCUUAAAUGUUCUCUCACUGAUGAUUGCUUUACGUUAUUUUACGUGACCUCGACGUUAUUUUAUGUACAGUAGAACCCCGAUUAUCCGUGUGCGGAUUAUCCGUGCUAUGAUUUUCUAUUACUGAAGUUGCAUUUUUGGGUUUUUUAUUAAAGGGUACCCGUAAAUCACUCGACGGAAACUAUACUCCGAGAGGGAGACUCAUAAUGAGAGACUUAUUUUUUAUGUUAUCUUUUUUAUCGUAGGUACAUAUGUAUGUAGGUACAUGGUAGGUGCAUAUGUAUGUAUAAAUGUAUAUACUUACAUACCUACAUAUGAAUUAUAUAAGAAAUAAGUGUUCGGAUUAUCCGAGCUUUUCAAUUAUCCGUGUCACGUCCGGUUCCGAGGAGCACGGAUAAUAGGGGUUCUACUGUUUAAUAUUUAAUAUUCCGAUAACUAAUCGAAUAAAGGAUUACAGAUUACGGUAAAUAUUUAUUAAACAUAUGUGAUUACAAACUUUUGUACAUGUUUUAUUUUAGACCGGGACAAGUGCUCUAAUCUGAUUGACGUUGACAAUGUGACAAAUACACUGACACCUAAAGGUGUGUUCACACUAUACACUAAACACCUUCCCCUUAAAGAUCAAGUUUCACUGGGGGUUUAAUAGAUCGUCCAAAACGAGAUCUUUGAUAACCUGAAGUACCUGGGUCAGAGAUUACUUGUUCAUUUUUAUUAACAUCUAUUGUCCUAAAUAAUAGAUUGAUAUCAUCUACAAUAUCAUUAUUACUUAUAGGAAUCUGAUUAUUCAAAUAUGUUUUUUGUUCAGGUAUAUACUGGUCGGGAAACAAUUCGGGUUCCAACAUAGCAUCAUAAUUUGAUUUUGUUAAAGAUGGUUUUAAUUGACUGCUGUUGCGCCUAAUAACUUUAUUAUUACUUUCCUUACGUAUCCAGUAUGCUCUUGGUUCUCGAGCUUUCUCUAGAACAACUGCCUUAUACCAUAUUUUAUCUCUAUUACUUUUAACUACUACUUUAUCUACCUUUUUAUAUUCUAUUAAGGAUUUAGGACUCGUUUUAUCAUAAUGUAUUUUCAUCUUUUGUUUUUGUUCAUUUAUAUAAUAUACAAUAUGCAUUUGAAUUUCUGGUUCUAAUUUAUUUUGGGUCACUGGAAUUUGUGUUCGAAGUGUUCUACUUUGUAAAAUUUGAGCUGGGGAGGCUUUUAAACUACUGAUAGGGGUAUUAUUAUAUUCCAAGAGCAAGUCUCUAAAAUCACUUUUUUCUGCUAAACUUUUCCGUAAAAUUUGUUUUCCUAAGCUAACAGCCUUUUCAGACAAACCAUUGCUCUGAUGAUGGUAUGGUGUACAAGUAGAGACUGUGAUAUCCUUGUUCUUGUAAUAUUCCCUGCAUUUUAAUGAUACAAAGGGUAAAUUAUCUGCGAUUAAGUGCUGAGGGUAACCAAAUUUUGUAAACGCAUUCUGCAUCGCAUCUAUAACAGAUUCUGAAGUUUUAUUUUGUAAAGGACAUAUUUCAAUCCAAUGAGAGAAAUGAUCUAUUAAGAUUAGAUAUGCCUUUGCUCCAAAUUCCAGUAUGUCUGCUCCUAUUUUAUUAAAACGUAGUUUUGGGACUGAGUGGGGUAAUAGGGGUUCCCUACGAUUACUUGGCAUGUACUUUUCACAAGUUCGACAUUGUUUGAUAAAUAAUGUAAUGUCAGAUGACAUAUUUGGCCAAAAAAAUAACUGCCUAGCUUUAUGUAUAGUUUUAUUAAUGCCUAAAUGCCCUUUAUGUAUUAAAUUUAAAAUAAAAGACUUUAAACUAU
This is a messenger RNA of Diabrotica virgifera virgifera (western corn rootworm), 8293 nucleotides long. RefSeq names its product zinc finger protein 271-like. NCBI's taxonomy places the organism in Eukaryota, Metazoa, Arthropoda, Insecta, Coleoptera, Chrysomelidae. Gene Ontology annotation, molecular function: RNA polymerase II cis-regulatory region sequence-specific DNA binding; DNA-binding transcription activator activity, RNA polymerase II-specific. Bases 639 to 2942 code for a protein of 767 amino acids. Gene Ontology annotation, cellular component: nucleus. The transcript has 5 exons. Gene Ontology annotation, biological process: regulation of transcription by RNA polymerase II. The record is from RefSeq and is a predicted model, not a curated record.